AGCAGAUACAGUGGCCGCAGGACCUGGCAAAGUGCGUCCAAUCCCAGUCGGGUGCGAAGCCUGCGAAACAAAAAAAGGUCGCUGCGCCACUUGUUAUGUAUCUUGUGUGCCCCCAACGGCCGCCUUUGCAACCAGCCGUGCCGGGCUCCCUCGCGGCGCGUACAAUACCACGCUGCCCCCAGCCUGACCAGAUACUAACAUGUUCUCAAUUCAUCAUCUCCCAUUCCCACCAUGCCCGAGAACGAUAUCCGCCUGCUCGCCCUCGACGGCGGCGGCGUCCGUGGCCUCUCCUCCCUCAUGGUCCUGCGCAGCCUCAUGGCCGCCGUUGACCCCGACAAUCCCCCUAAGCCCUGCGACUACUUCGACAUGAUUGGCGGCACCAGCACCGGCGGCCUCAUCGCCAUCAUGCUUGGACGCCUGCGCAUGUCCGUCGACCACUGCAUCGCCGCGUACAUAUCCUUGUCCAACGACGUGUUCCAGAAAAAGAGCCAUAGGGUGAAGCUCAACGGCAAACUGCAGGGCAGAUUCGACAGCGCCACACUGGAGCGCGCCAUCAAGCAGAUCCUCAAAGAAACCGGCCACGACGAGAAUGUCCUGCUCAAAGACGCGUCUAGCACGUGCAAAGUGUUCGUCUGCGCGACCAGCAAGCAAACGAGCGAUGCCGUCUGCCUGACUAGCUACCGCACCCCCCGCUCCACAGACCUGCUCAGUACCACCAAGGUCUGGCAGGCCUGCCGCGCCACCUCUGCCGCAACAACCUUCUUCGAUCCCGUCGCCAUCGGUUUCCCUCCCGAGGAAUUUGUCGACGGCGCCCUCGGCAUGAACAACCCCGUCUUUGGAACCAGGCGCAGGAUGUGUGGGGCGACCGGCUGCGGAGCAGCUUGCGGUGCCUGGUGUCGAUCGGCACGGGAGUACCCGCCUUGAGUCCGGUGGGGGGGGAUGCGCUAGGGAUCUUGUCGACGCUGAAGGAGCUCGCAACGGAAACGGAACGAACGGCCGAGCGGUUCCGCCAACACAACGUGUUCCUCGAUAACGACGGCCGCUGCUUCCGCUUCAACGUCGCCCACGGACUCGAGAAUGUCGGCCUGGAGGAGUCGAAGAAGCACGCGGAGAUUGGGGCUGCCACGAGACGCUAUCUCCAGACGCAGGACGUCUUGAAGCAGAUGACGGCUCUUACUAAUGCUCUCGCCAGGAGGCAAUGUUAGUUACUCCCACUAUAGCCGGCAAUAUACUAUGAUAACAUCCAGCUCACUCGUUUCGUCGUA
This is a messenger RNA of Microdochium trichocladiopsis, 1265 nucleotides long. RefSeq names its product acyl transferase/acyl hydrolase/lysophospholipase. The record is from RefSeq and is a predicted model, not a curated record. Gene Ontology annotation, biological process: arachidonate metabolic process. Lineage: Eukaryota; Fungi; Ascomycota; Sordariomycetes; Xylariales; Microdochiaceae. The transcript has 2 exons. The coding region runs from base 232 to 924 and encodes 230 amino acids. Gene Ontology annotation, cellular component: membrane.